Lathyrus oleraceus (garden pea) is the source of this 3058-nucleotide messenger RNA. RefSeq names its product beta-galactosidase. Gene Ontology annotation, biological process: carbohydrate metabolic process. The transcript is spliced from 2 exons. Bases 258 to 2693 code for a protein of 811 amino acids. The record is from RefSeq and is a predicted model, not a curated record. Gene Ontology annotation, molecular function: hydrolase activity, hydrolyzing O-glycosyl compounds; carbohydrate binding. NCBI's taxonomy places the organism in Eukaryota, Viridiplantae, Streptophyta, Magnoliopsida, Fabales, Fabaceae.
CAACUGUUAUUUUAUAUUUUACAAAAGAAACUUUCACAAUAGAAAAUGACAAUUCAUAAUUUAUAACCGAAAGACCAAUUUAAGUUAUGGAGGAAAGUUAAUUAUAGACCCAAAUAUCUAUCUUAGCAAAUUGGAUAGAUUUUAUACAUGGCUUACAAAUAAACUAAAAAUAGGAUAAUAAAAUAAUAAAUUGUGCCUAUAAAAACCUGUUGAUUUUAAACAAUACACAAUAAUAUUUUUUUGGAGAACAAAACAAUAUGUUUAAUCCCAGGAUUGGGCUCUUUUUUAUUGUAUGUUCAUUUUUGUUGUGUGCUUUCUCAUUUGCAACAACGGUUGAAUAUGAUACAAAUGCCAUUAUCAUCAAUGGAGAACGACGAAUAAUAAUAUCUGGUGCAAUCCACUACCCACGCAGCACUUCCCAAAUGUGGCCAGAUCUUAUUAAGAAAGCAAAAGAUGGUGGUCUUGAUGCCAUCGAAACAUAUAUAUUUUGGGACCUUCACGAACCUAUUCGCCGCCAAUAUGAUUUUUCUGAAAAUCUAGACUUCAUCAAGUUUCUAAAAAAUGUUCAUGAAGAAGGUCUUUAUGUUGUGCUUCGAAUUGGUCCUUAUGUUUGUGCUGAAUGGAACUAUGGAGGUUUCCCAAUGUGGUUACACAACUUGCCAGGGAUUCAACUAAGGACUGACAAUGUAGUUUUUAAGGAGGAAAUGAAAAUAUUCACAACAAAGAUUGUGACCUUGUGCAAAGAAGCUGGAUUGUUUGCACCACAAGGGGGGCCAAUUAUUUUAGCUCAAAUUGAGAAUGAAUAUGGAGAUGUCAUAACUAAUUAUGGAGAAGAUGGGAAUGCAUACAUUAAAUGGUGUGCCCAGAUGGCUUUAGCUCAAAAUGUCGGCGUCCCAUGGAUCAUGUGCAAGCAAAACAAUGCUCCAUCACCUAUUAUCAACACAUGCAAUGGUUAUUAUUGUGAUAAUUUCAAGCCAAACAAUCCUAAAAGCCCCAAAAUGUUUACAGAGAAUUGGGUUGGCUGGUUCCAAAAAUGGGGUGAAAGGAAGCCACACAGAACUGCUGAAGAUGUAGCAUUUUCAGUUGCACGUUUUUUUCAAAACGGUGGUGUCCUCCAAAACUACUACAUGUACCAUGGAGGAACAAAUUUUGGAAGAACUGCGGGUGGUCCAUAUAUUAUUACAGCAUAUGACUAUGAUGCACCACUUGAUGAAUAUGGUAACUUGAACCAACCAAAAUGGGGACAUCUUAAAAAACUCCAUGCCGCCAUAAAGUUAGGAGAGAAGGUUCUCACUAAUGGAACGGUUACAGAGAAGCAAUAUGGAGAUUCAGUAUAUUUGACUACAUAUGCAAAUAAUGCCACUGGAGAAAAUUUUUGUUUUUUGAGUAAUUCACAUAAUUCUAAGGAUGUUGAAGUUGAUCUACAACAAGAUGGAAAGUACCAUUUGCCUUCUUGGUCAGUGUCUAUUCUCCAAGAUUGCAACAAGGAAGUUUUCAACACUGCAAAGGUUGAUGCACAAACAAAUGUUUAUGUGAAGAAACUAUCUAAAGAAUUAGGAAACUCACUCAUCUGGACAUGGGCAUCUGACCCUGUGGAAGACACCUUACAAGCAAUAGGUACAUUUAACGCGUCUCAACUUUUAGAGCAAAAGAGUGUUACUGUUGAUGCUAGUGAUUAUUUGUGGUACAUGACCAAGGUUUUCAUCAAUGAAACAUCCACUUGGAGUAAUGCAACUUUGCAAGUGAACACAUCAGGCCAUGUUCUUCAUGCCUAUGUUAAUGGACAAUAUAUUGGCCCACAGUGGGGAACAUAUGAUAACCUUCGUUUUACAUAUGAAAAAAUCGUUUCGUUAAAACAAGGUACCAACAUUAUAAGUUUACUAAGUGGUACAGUUGGUCAUGCGCAUUAUGGUGCAUCUUUUGAUAUGAAAGAAACUGGUAUUGUUGGGGGUCCUGUGAAACUCAUUGCAACCAGUUCAGGUAAUACUAUGGAUUUAUCAAAAUCUAGUUGGUCAUACAAGGUUGGAUUAAACGGUGAGGCUAGAAGGUUCUAUGAUUCUAAAAUUAAAAAUGGAGUUCAAUGGAACAUAAACAAUGUUGUUAUAGGAAAACCAUUGACUUGGUACAAGACUACUUUUAAGACCCCUGAAGGUAAAGACUCUGUAGUCUUGGAUUUCAUAGGCCUUACAAAAGGACAUGCAUGGGUUAAUGGUCAAAGUAUUGGAAGGUAUUGGCCUACAAUGGUAGCUGACAAAAAUGGAUGUGAUAUUAAAUGUGAUUAUAGAGGAAAUUAUGGAGCUGAUAAAUGUUUGAGUGGCUGUGGAGAACCAUCUCAGAGGUUUUACCAUGUGCCAAGGUCAUUCUUAAAUAAUGACACAAAAAGUAACACGUUGGUUUUGUUUGAGGAAAUGGGUGGAAGCCCUUUUAAUGGAAAAACUAUUUCAGAAAUCCAGUUUGCGAGCUAUGGAGAUCCACAAGGAAAUUGUGGAUCAUUUCAAGUAGGUGAAUGGGAAUCACGCCAUAGUGUGGCAGUGGUCGAAAAAGCAUGUGGUGGAAAACAAUUAUGUUCAAUUAACGUGACAAGUUCCAUAUUUGGAAUAACUAAAGGUGGCAUAAAUGGCCAGCUAGCUGUGCAACUCCUAUGUGAUGGCUCUAAUCCUGAAGAUAAUCGUGUACAAAUGGUGCACGUGUAGUUCUAUAUUAUAAUUUGUCUCCAUGUUAGCACAUUCUAUAAUGUGUGACAUAUAUUUCUUUAUGUUAUAUUUUUCUGUUGGGCUCCACUUUUUAUUUUUAAAAUUUCAAUUUUUUACUUAUGCUACAACCUUAGUCAUCAUAGUUUCAUUUUCUUACUUUAGACUAGACAAAUAAACAAAAAAAGUAUAAAUAACUAUUAUUAUCUUAGAAAACAAAUUAGGAGUGUACAACUCCUAUGUGAUGACUUUGAUGAUGGGCUUUGAUUAUGUUCAGGUGCACUCUUAUAUCUUUUAUAUUUUCCUAUGCCACGUCAUAAUUUUUUUAUGUGACGAUCUUUAGAAUUAUAUUCUUUAGUGCAGUUCCU